AGAGAAGAGAAAGUUUAGUAAUAGUUGAAUAAGGAUGCACUGGUGCGGACUGAAGAGCAGCGCGUGAGUGAGACCUGCAGUACUUCAACUGAGAGACGAUCAGUCCACAUGGACAGACUCAGUGAAGCAAGACGUUUCAAGUCGCAUUUAGUGUAUUUGUGAAUGGAAUGAACAGGUGAGGAUCAUCUGUCUGAAUUUAUCAAAUGUUCGUACCUGUGCGAGUUUUAAUGAAGUUUGGAUGAAGAUGAAGAACAGCGUAUUAAAGAUCUUCGCCAGGAGGAAAAUACAUAGAGCUUCCUGAACAACUAUUGCGCAUUUAAUAUUUUAGCGGUAUUUAGCGGACAGAUACGCACGCAACUGUGCAAAAUGCUCACAGUGCGUAAAAGUUUAUGGGUACGUUUAGCUGUGCUGCUGGCUGUCUGGAUAGAGCGCGCGAUCAGCUUCCCUGUGAGGCAUCACGAGAGACCCAGACACGGCGACUCCAUAGAGACACAUCCUCAGACAUUUUUGAGAGACAUUGACCAUAAUCGCUUGCACCAGCAGAACCAGAUCCAGAAUGAUUUGGCAGACCUACAUCCCCACCAACACAGGUGGCUCCAGCAUCGCUCAACAGGUGUCCUACCACAGCCUGAGCCCGAGGAAGCAUCAAAACCCUUUGUCCUAGACCUCAAAAACUUUCCAGACUUUGCAAAUGCUGACACUGGCUCCCAAAACCCGAAUAUUCAGGUGACCAUCGAGGUGUUGAAUGACCCACCCAUGGAAGUGGACAUGGACCUGGUUAAAGAAUGGAGUAAUGACUGGUCUACAUCUUCUCCCUCCUCUACUGUAGAAUGGCUGGGUGGGAAGAAGCUUUUCUGGCCUUUAUUUUGGGGCUACGCAGAUGUAGAUUCAGGUGAGGAUGGUACUGGCCAAGCAGUGAAGGAAGAGGAUGAUUAUGCACUGGAGUAUGACAGUGGGGAGCCCCUUCCUAGUGGGCUGGGCAAAACAGGUGGCAACUUGGAAAGCCCAUGGACUCAACGCCAUUAUGGAGAGAAAGAGGAAGAAUGGAGCGCAUGGAGUCCUUGUAGUGUCACUUGUGGCCACGGCAACCAGACCCGCUCACGUUCAUGUGGAGAUUUCUGCAUCUCCACCGAAUCCCAAAGCUGUGACCUUAUGCCAUGCCCAGAUGAUUGGAACAGUGUGGCUCGUGUCUUUCCAUUUGAGAUGGAAAAUGGUACAGAACCCUUUGGCACAGAUGUUGACAGUUGCGAGAAGUGGUUGAAUUGUAAGAGUGAGUUUCUCCAGCGUUACCUGCAGCAGGUAUUGACUGAAUUACCCAGCUGUCCGUGCACCUAUCCUUCAGAAGCCUUCAACAAUAUAGUCAGUCUGCUGGAUGCAGGACAUGAUCAGACCUUCCAAUGGAGGGAUGCAAGUGGGCCAAAAGAACGUCUGGAUAUCUACAAACCCUCGGCACACUCUUGCUUGCGUUCUGGCCUCUCAAGAGAUGGCACCACCCUGGCUGCCCAGCAUUGUUGCUAUGAUGACAACAAGCAUCUAAUUACAAGGGGCAAGGGUGCAGGUACCCCCAACCUAAUAAGCACGGCGUUCUCUCCAGAACUGCAUUUUAAGGUGGAUGUAUUGCCUUGGAUACUGUGCAAAGGAGACUGGAGCAGGUUUCAUGCCAUCCGCCCACCCAAUAAUGGCCUGCAUUGCACAGAGAAUCCCCAACAGGACAUUUUCAUGAAUGAAUUAGAGGAGGCCAGAGAAUAUUAAGUCACCAAAUUACUGUCCCUCCUCUGACACACCGUCCUGCUGUGGUGCUUAACCCAGCCAGCCGCAUGUAGAGCCAGUCUUAUGUUGUGGGACGCAUUGUCGUAACUGUGCUCGCAAAGCAUGGCCUCUAGCUUUUCUUAUGUUUGAAAUAUUGUGGAAAUUUUAAGAAAUGUUUAAAAAUGGAUUAUAAUCUAUUUAUAUAAUCUAUUAUAUAUCUAUCUGUUGAGAUAGAUUAUAAUCUGUAUCAGUGCCGUCUAAUGUAAAAUCUGGGUCCUGAAGCAAAAUGAGUUAAAAACCUCUGCUCUAUAGACUUACGGGGAUGUUUGAGAGUCAAUGGGCACACUUUCACUGCCAACUCAGGGGAAACCUUUCCAUAACAAUGUUCAUUUAGUUCUUUAUUAGUGUCAGAAUUUCAGAAAGGGAAAGAGCCAACAGACGUAAAGAGAAUAUUAUAAUGUGUAUAUUGUUCUAAUGUGAUACUUUAUAUAAUGCUUUUGUACAAUUUUGUUUAGUUGUUCUGCGAUUGUUCAUUUGCUGUGGUGUUAUUGCUGUUGCUUUUCAUUUGUUGUUGGGAACUGUUGCAAGGGAUACUUAAUAUUGCUCCAGACCUCUAAUUUGAAAUAUUGCUCUUAAGAGUGUGCAGACUGUGUACAGGUGCAUCUCAAUAAAUUAGA
Molecule: messenger RNA, 2426 nt
Organism: Sinocyclocheilus anshuiensis
Lineage: Eukaryota; Metazoa; Chordata; Actinopteri; Cypriniformes; Cyprinidae
Gene: ism2b
Product: isthmin 2b
Exons: 6
Coding region: 367-1752 (461 amino acids)
Source: RefSeq, a predicted model, not a curated record